Rattus norvegicus (Norway rat) is the source of this 6457-nucleotide messenger RNA. It is a transcript of the gene Oxsr1, whose product is annotated as oxidative stress responsive kinase 1. Gene Ontology annotation, molecular function: ATP binding; protein kinase activity; protein serine/threonine kinase activity. Gene Ontology annotation, cellular component: cytoplasm. NCBI's taxonomy places the organism in Eukaryota, Metazoa, Chordata, Mammalia, Rodentia, Muridae. The record is from RefSeq and is a predicted model, not a curated record.
UGCAAAAACUCCACACUCCAGAAAAAAAAAGGGGAGUUGGGGACUAAGUCCCUGAUCACUGUUGUGACAGUGCUCACAUGGAAGAUACUCUAAAGGCUUAUGGCCUCAAAUACCCAACUCCUGGCUUCCUUGCUCAUUAAAAUCAUGUUAUUGUAACCUGUAUUAGGCUACAGAGAGAAAGUCAGGGACAGGGGAAACAAAAUGAUCAGAUCUAUAGAGGAGAUUCCUGCUCUACGAAUCCACUAAGGUACAUGUAUGAGGACCUAAACCAAGAACACAUUAAUGAGUGUACUGUAGUGUUAUCUAACAAUAUUAUGACCAGCAUCUUGAAAUUUCACCACGAAACUGGUAGUUCCAUUUCUUAGGGGAAGGGAAGAGGAGGCAGUCGUAAAUUAUAAAAUUUCUUUAAUUUCAAGGCAAUGAAAGAAAACUGUAAAGUUUGUCCGUGGUCUACGCAGCCCAACAAUUCCAGACUACUUUUGGUUUAUUUAUUUGGUCGUUCUACCUUGAGAAUUCCAAUCCUUUCCCACUUCUUUUCGAUGUUACUUUUACUCUUCUUCCCCAGUAAGAAAAAAGUAUCCACGCAGUAAACGCGUCACUAACAGUAGCUGAAACAAGUCUACAGCAAGACCUUGCUCCUUUGCUGGGACUGGACUAUUCUGUCCUCCCAUUUUCUGUUGGUCGAAAUCAUCUGAGUCCUGCGAGGUAUGGCCCAAAUGGCACCUCUUCAUGAGAUGUCCUACAAACCUAUCGACCAGAUGUGCUCAAGGCCUUCCCACUGGAGAGCUCAGUCGAUUGCUCCGCAGCGACCCUAUCCAGGUUGAUGUUUCUAUGUUUUGUUUCACCAAAGCGCGAUCUUCUAAGGCCGAGAAAACUGAACUUCUUUCUUGUGAGGAUGACAAAAGCUAGGGCCGGGGCCUUGAGGUAACCCCCGAGUCGCGUGACACAAUCAUUGAACAGUCAAGGCGACGUCUGGGCAGAGCCAACUAACCCAGGCCUCCGAGGCAGGUGCUAAUUGGCUCUUUAGACCUGAAGCUGAGAAAAGACAGAACCCGCUCCCACCCGGAUCCGGGAGGCGGCUCAGAGUACUUCCGCCUUAGGAAAAAAAAUGUCAUUACCGGUCGAGCUUCCGGCUCCACUUGGGAGGCCGCAAGACCUUUUAUCCUAGUUGGCCGUGAUCCGCGUACCCCACCCGGCCGCUCCCUCGGGCUUCUCCACACCCCGGGGCGCGGUUUGCACGUCGCGAGGGUGUGACCGUGACGCCGUGACGUCACCUCAGAGAACCGGGUCCUGAAAGGUUUUAGCGCUCCGGAGGAACAGCGAGUCAAGCUCCUCGGAGGCGGGACUAAAGUAUGACUGACAUCCACACGUCCCAGUUGCCGUUUUCAUGCUUCCUCAAAUCAACCAAUGAAGGCAAAGCAGAGCGGCAACGCCCCCCCCCCGACCCGCUAGAGGAAGCUCUGCUCCCUCGGUUUGGCAUUCGGUGGCCGCCAUGCUUGGUGUGGCUCCUCGUUCUGAGGCAGUUUGCUCUCUUUUGGCUUUCAGAAGCCCUUCGUGAACUCCUCUACGAGCAGUAUUUUCCAUCUAAAAAUCGACUUCUACUCUCUCCGGCUCCCUUCUCGCUCGCCUCUUGUUCAGCCACACUCAAGAUGGCGGCCAGAGGCGGCGGGCCGCGGCUGGGUUUCCCCGGCGUGGUGACGUCAGCGCGCUGCGUGUCGGCAGGUGGAGGGAGAAGGGAAAGUUUGGCCCGUGCUUGGGGUUCGGGUGGAGGGCGGGACGGAGGGGCAGGGCCGGGAAGAAGCUCUCUUCGCGGUGCCGCGGAGGCUGAGGCCGGCUCGUGGGCUGGGCCGGGGACUGCGGGACACGGAGCCGCAGGAGGCGAGUUCGGCCGCAGCCGCGCGUCCCCGCCUCGGGCCCGCGCUUGACCCGCGCGCCCCGGCGUUGUGCGCCCCAAGGCUGGGCCAAGCGGCGGGUUGGGGGCGGCUGGGCGUGGGGAGGCGCGCGGCGAGGUGACCCGAGAGCCCCAAGCGUGAGAAGCACGGAGCCAGGCGCUGCAGCCGUCAUGUCCGAGGACUCGAGCGCCCUGCCCUGGUCCAUCAACAGGGACGACUACGAGCUGCAGGAGGUGAUCGGGAGUGGAGCAACUGCUGUGGUCCAAGCAGCUUACUGUGCCCCCAAAAAGGAGAGAGUGGCAAUCAAACGGAUAAACCUGGAGAAGUGUCAGACGAGCAUGGAUGAGCUCCUGAAAGAAAUCCAAGCUAUGAGUCAAUGCCAUCAUCCUAACAUUGUGUCUUACUACACAUCCUUUGUGGUAAAAGAUGAGCUGUGGCUGGUCAUGAAGCUGCUAAGUGGAGGUUCCGUUCUGGAUAUUAUUAAACACAUUGUGGCAAAGGGGGAACAUAAGGGCGGAGUUUUGGAUGAGUCGACCAUCGCUACAAUCCUCCGAGAAGUCUUAGAAGGACUGGAGUACCUGCACAAGAACGGGCAGAUCCACAGAGAUGUGAAAGCUGGGAACAUUCUUCUAGGAGAAGACGGCUCUGUGCAGAUUGCAGAUUUCGGUGUUAGUGCUUUUUUAGCCACUGGUGGUGACAUUACCAGAAAUAAAGUAAGAAAGACGUUUGUUGGCACCCCGUGCUGGAUGGCACCUGAAGUUAUGGAGCAGGUUCGAGGUUAUGAUUUUAAAGCUGAUAUCUGGAGUUUUGGAAUCACAGCGAUUGAACUAGCCACAGGGGCAGCUCCUUAUCAUAAAUAUCCUCCAAUGAAGGUUUUAAUGCUGACACUCCAGAACGAUCCUCCUUCUUUGGAUACUGGUGUUCAAGAUAAAGAAAUGCUGAAAAAAUAUGGAAAAUCAUUUAGAAAAAUGAUUUCAUUGUGCCUUCAAAAGGAUCCAGAAAAAAGACCAACAGCAGCAGAACUGUUGAGGCACAAGUUUUUCCAGAAGGCAAAGAAUAAAGAAUUUCUUCAAGAAAAAAUACUACAGAGAGCACCUACCAUCUCUGAAAGAUCUAAAAAGGUCCGGAGAGUGCCCGGCUCCAGCGGCCGUCUCCAUAAGACAGAGGAUGGAGGCUGGGAGUGGAGCGACGAUGAGUUUGAUGAGGAGAGCGAGGAAGGGAAAGCUGCGAUUUCUCAGCUCAGGUCUCCCCGAGUAAAAGACUCAUUGUCAAAUUCUGAGCUCUUCUCGGCCGCUGAUCCCAUGGGGACUUUGCUUCAAGUUCCAGAACAAAUUUCUGCACAUCUACCUCAGCCAGCUAGCCAGAUGCCCACACAGCCAGCUCAAGUCUCUCUCCUGCCCCCUGCAGAGCCAGCAAAGCCAGCACAGGCUCGAUCUUCAGGAGAGCGGUCCCAGGAGACCAAGGUCCCUAUCAGUCUAGUGCUAAGAUUAAGGAAUUCCAAAAAAGAACUAAAUGAUAUUCGAUUUGAAUUUACUCCUGGGAGAGAUACAGCAGAGGGUGUUUCUCAGGAGCUCAUUUCUGCUGGCCUGGUCGACGGAAGGGAUUUAGUGAUAGUGGCAGCUAAUUUGCAGAAAAUUGUGGAAGAACCUCAGUCAAAUCGAUCUGUCACUUUCAAACUGGUAUUCACCCUCUUCCUUCUCUGCAGACCAGCCGUUCCGUUCCCCAAAGCCGAGACUGUAGCAUAUGCUGAGGCAGCGGGGCGGUGGGCGCACACGCCUGUAUCCCAGCAUUUGGGAAGCAGAGACAGGUGGCUGAGUUUGAGGCCAGCCUGGUCUACACAGCAUCUGGUGUUGAAGGCUCGGAUAUUCCUGAUGAUGGCAAACUGAUAGGAUUUGCCCAGCUCAGCAUCAGCUAAACCACAGCCCCGGAAGAGUCAGCCUAGGAGACGCCACACAUGCACAUGUCUGUUGCUUCUGUUGGCCUGAACCUACAACUGCCAAAGAACCCAGCAAGGAACCUCCCAGCUCGGAGCUUUAGUUUUUCUCUUUGUUUUUCUUGCCUCCGCCCUUCUGCCCCCCUUUUCCUACAAGGAAAGAAAAGUUGGAUCACCUGUGGCCAGCAUCCCCUCAGAGAGUUCCGUUGGUAGACACGUUGCUCAUGUGCCCUCUCCCUCCACGUGAGAGGCAGAAGUGGCCAGUGUGCCUCGAGGCCCAGGAUGGAAGUCUCUCAGCUCAUUCUUGCCUUACUAAGUUGUUGGCCCCAGUGGAUCGAGCAGCCGCACUGGGCAGCCUCAUCUUGCCUGCUCUCCCACACCUGCUGGGACAUGAGCAUCUUGGGAUAACUCUCUAACACUCAAGUAGCAAUUAAAAGUUGAUUGUUCAGCUGGAGCCCAGAGAAUUUAAUUACUUUUUUUUUUCUUUGUACCUGGUGUGAAUUCUAGCAACCUUUGUUAGAAAAAAAGCACAGCCUCGAAUGGAGGCAGCCUAAACUCUUGUCUGUCUCCUUCAUGGUGUCUCUUACAUGUUUUGCUGAGCUGUUCUCAGGCUGUUCUCAGGCACCCCCUUCACUGCUCCCUCCAGAAAGGGUUGCUAGCCUUAACUUCAGCUGGUGCGAAACAUCUGACUGUCGUCAGACUUCAGCCAUCUCCUUCAGAGUGCACCUUUGGAUCGUUUACGCAGAAAACAUCAAGCAAUGGCUUAUAAAUCUUAUCUUGCCAGAGGUAGUUUUUGAACAAGAAGAGAACUUUGUAAAUCUUAUCAUUGGGAAAGUAUUUUCGAUAUUUAAAAAAAUUAAACUGAAGAAAAACUGAUCUUUGACCCUCCUAUGAAGAUGGAUUUGCCUGGCCUCUAAGUCAUGAGGAAAUGGUGUACACCGCUGAGAGUUUUACAGCAAUAAAGGAGACUCACACGAGGCUAGAGGCCUGCCUCUGCUCCUCUCUCGCACUGACUCUGCAGGGCUUCUUCAUUCGCUCAACUGCCCAAGACGGAACCUGAAGCCACCCGUGCUGUAACCUUAGGCUCAUGAGUAGACGGUGUUCAUUUGAUGUUCUAGAAAUUAUGUGACUUAUUCUUUAGGGUAAAAAGUGAGCUCAAUGCAAUAUGGUUAUAAUCAGUGAAGUUGGCUUUUCUUUUUUCCUAUCGUUAAAUAGCAUUUGUCUAAUUGCUAAUAAGCCUACCAAGUUACCAGAUUGUAUAUGAGAGUGGAAUAGUCAAGUCUGGCCUUAAAGAGACAAAGAUGGGCUGUGAGCCCCUAGAGUGGGACUAGUUCGUUGCCUUUUAUAGAAUUCCUUGCACCCGCCAUUGUUGGUUUGAUGAACAAGAUUAGUACCCAGUUUGUUUCCACCCUCACCCCACCUCACCCAGUUGAGGAUCACAGUGCUGCUCCUAUGAGCAGCUCCGUUGACUUUUUUCUUGGAACACACCUGAGAGCUUUCCCCAUCUCUGACUUGUGCCACCUCAUGUUUCAUUCAUACUGAGCCUAUAGUUUCAGUCAUGGACUUUCAUACUGCAGAGUGCAAAGGCAUGUUGGGAAAGGUGUUGGAGAGGAAGAGAAGAUGGAUUUGAGAAGGGAAUUGAGAGAAUAGAGAGUCCAAGGUCCCAGCAGGUUGGUAAAAGGAGGAACCUGUUGAGCUAGGAGGGAGAAAAAAGAUUGAGCAGCUAGUUGGAAACCAUUUUUUUUCUUUCUUCUUUCCCCACUUGUUAGAGGUAGGGUUGUGAGGAAGCAAAGAAGGGGAGGUGGGAUGGAGUCUAGGAAGCAGGCAGUGUUGCCUUUGGCAGAAGGCUCAUGGCCUGCUGUAGAAUUCAAUCUGGUUUCAGCAGCUUGACUUAAUUCACUUAAGGGCUCAGGAAGGAAUGGAUAUCACUGUUCUGGCUUUCGACUUAGGGGGUGCUCCAGUGCCAGGUUGGAAGUAAGCAGCAGCCUAUCUCUUGUUCUCUAGACCAUCAUCACCUUUGCCUUGCUGUGAGGGGACAGACAUGACAGUAAAAGUGGCCUGGGGCUCUUUUUCUGUUCAUGGUUUGCUUUUUUGGCAAGGAGGAGGUCGGCACUAAGACCCAGGACAAUGUUACUUCUCCGUGAUGUGUGGUGACUUCCUUCUGCUGGCUUAUGCAGUGAUGGCGAGAGAACCAGUCAGCGGCGGAAACUGCAGAGAUGGGACAGCUCAGAAGCCAGGGAGCUAGAGCAGAGCUUCCAGGGGACUCUGCCAUUAAGUCCUCAAGAUGCCCGUGUCCCUGGAGUAGGGACUGACUAUAGCACAAGAUAGUGUGUGCCAAUAUAGCCAAGAGAAUGUGUGAAAUAGUCUUUCUAAAUGAUAAAGGCAUCAUUUGGGUUGGUUCUUGUUUUUUGUGUUUUCCCUUCUGUUUUCAACCAAAUCCUAGAGCCAGCUGAGACUGAUACGUAACCUGAAGGCUAACACAAGAAUGAACCAGGAAUGUCAGUUCCUCCUUGGGAGGUUUGCUGGGUGGUGAAAGAUGUAAAAUAUUACCUUCUCCCUCUUCUCUUGACUUGUAUUUUACUGCAUGUUUUUUUUUUUCAUUUUUAAUCAAUAAAGAGUAAAUUGUCCUUAA